AUGGAAGGAGUACGCACCGGAGCCACGAUGGCCGAUCAGAUCAACGAGGAAAUGCUCGAUCGCAACAACGAGCCUCUGAAUGAGGCGCGCGAGGAGCGUCGCCAGUCGUUCACGACGCCGCCCGGCCCGGGAGGCUGUGAAUACAACCUCACCGGCAAGGGCUACUUUGGCUUCCACGGCAACGACGAUCAGGAAGGCGUCUUCUCCGGCAUCAAGCACGCCGUCCAGGGCAUCGGCAAGGCGCUCACCGAGGGCGCGCACCACGGCGGAGCUGAGGAUAAGGACGUCCCCUUCAAGACGAGCGUCUUCGGCAAGGACGAGGACGAGCAGCAGCGACACGUCGAA
Molecule: messenger RNA, 345 nt
Organism: Mesorhabditis spiculigera
Lineage: Eukaryota; Metazoa; Nematoda; Chromadorea; Rhabditida; Rhabditidae
Source: the annotation of a GenBank genome assembly